UCAGUUGACCUGACUCCGAUCGAGUUGGCGGACGAGUCGCCUACAUCGCCAGAGACCGCGCGACAUUGUUACGAGAAAAAAAGUGAAAUGAAAUAAACUUAAAAAAGUGUAAAACCAAAAAAAUAUUUUGGAUAUUAGUGCCUUUUGAGUGUUUUGAAAUUGACAAUUAGGACAAAAUUAUGUAGUGGACUUUAUGACGUGCAUUAGUCCCGGGAAAGGUGAACUGUGCAGAAGUGACACACAAGUGAUACAGAAGUGACACACAAGUGACAAGUGAAGUGAUUUGAAAUGACGAAUCAAGUGAGUGAGCCAAGUGUGCCAAUCAGCAGAGCUAGAGUAAUUUUGUCACAGGUGCUAGCAUGCCUUGCCCUGGAUUUCCUUCUGAUCGGACUGGGAAUGUCCAUCAGUUUCGUCACGAUGGUGCUGCCAGAGGUCCUGGACGCUCCCGAGGGACUGUCCAUCAACAAGAAACAGGCGUCUUGGUUCGGGUCAAUAGCGUUCCUCUGCCAGCCACUCGGGAGCAUUUUCUCCGGUCCUCUUCUAGACUACUUCGGGCGAAAGAAAGCCUUAUUCAUAGUGAAUAUACCGCACCUAAUCGCUUGGCUGCUGAUGUACUACGCUUGGAACGUUCCCACGCUGUUCAUUGGGAACGCACUGCUGGGCAUCGGGACUGGGAUUAUGGAGGCGCCGUCUAUCACUUAUGUUGGAGAAGUCAGUGACCCCUCAAUACGAGGGAUCCUGACCACGAUGACGAACGGCUUCACUUCCACUGGGAUGUUCUUGGCGUACCUUCUGGGGACAGUCUUGCCAUGGAGACAGGCGGCGCUGGUAGCGCUGACUGUCCCUAUCACUACCAUGCUGCUGGUAUUACUGGUGCCUGAAACUCCAAUAUGGCUGCUCUCCAAGGGACGCCAAAAAGAGGCCCUCCGAUCCCUCUGCCGCCUCCGAGGCUGGGCAAAGCCAGAGGACGUGAAAGAGGAAUUUGACGAACUAGUGAACUACAACGACGCCAUUCACCAAUGCGUGAUCUGCGUUAAAGAGGGCAAAGAGGACCUCCGACCAUGUGAACAUGACAAGGCGAAUCUCCUCAAGAAGUUCGUGAUGAAGAUAAGGCACGUGUUCUUUGUGAAGGAGACCAUGAGGCCUUUUGUGCUUGUGAUGGCGUAUUUCUUCUUCCACACGAUGAGUGGGUUGAUCCCAGUGAGGCCGAAUAUGGUGAACGUCUGCAAGGCGUUAGGGAUGAAGUACGAUUCAAAGGCUAUUGUGGUCCUAGUCGGAGCAGUCUUCAUCGUGAUGAACCUUCUCUCCGCCGCCAUCGUGAAGCUGAUCGGAAAACGGAAGCUCGUGCUCAGCUCCCUCUUUGCCACUGCCUGCUGUAGUUACAGCAUCAGCAUCUACGCUGGCACUCAGCUCCCAGCAAGCGUGUUCUCGUAUGAAGUCCACACAUUCCCGGAGGAGAAGGAGAUCCUGCCUGUCGUGCUGUUUAUGCUGCUGGUCAGCUUCAGCAGCUUGGGUAUACCCUGGGUGCUUCUGUCUGAGGUGUUCCCAUUUAGGUUAGUGUUGUGUACCCUUUUUGGAUCAAUAAUGUCUAGCCUGUGA
Molecule: messenger RNA, 1599 nt
Organism: Ostrinia furnacalis (Asian corn borer)
Lineage: Eukaryota; Metazoa; Arthropoda; Insecta; Lepidoptera; Crambidae
Product: facilitated trehalose transporter Tret1
Exons: 7
Coding region: 289-1599 (436 amino acids)
Biological process (GO): transmembrane transport
Cellular component (GO): membrane
Molecular function (GO): transmembrane transporter activity
Source: RefSeq, a predicted model, not a curated record